UUUAUAUAGGAUUGGAUGUUGACAGUUUAUAUGUCUCCCUAUGUGAUAAAACAGCAGAUAAAACAUUUUAGAGAUUCAUGCCUUGUGUCCAUCUAUAGAAAUUGUCAAAUACUUUGUAUUGUUUGUGUAUACCUAACCUUGAAUAGCUGGAUAUGUGACAAGCUUCUAUGUGUUUGAACACUUUCAGGAUAUACCAUACAACAUUACUGCUGCUGACCUUUUAUAACCUUGUUACCCAUGAUUCCACAUUCAAGAUGUCAGCUACCUAGGAUAGAGAAAACUGUAUUGUGUGGUUUGCAGGAGAAGACUUGAUUGUGUUGACAACAUAUGGAACAGACUGCUUCUAACUCUUCAAAUCCUGGGACUGAAGAUAUGGAUGUAGGUGGAUUGAGUGUAGAAGAUUUUAUUGCUAGUGGCAGAACAGGUAGACGGAAUGCCAUGCCUGAUAUACUCGACUCCCAGCAUGCGGCAGUCGGAACGGGUGGUUUGGCAGAGGGUAUGGAGAAACUUAAUUGCUCAGACAGCAGCAAAGGCGGUGAUUCCUCACAGAAUACUCAAAAUCCUUCAUCUAGUCAAGGUUCCUAGCAGUAGGCUGCAAUAUUCCUCAUACAUCAUGUGAUAGUCAUGUGACAUUUAUGGCAAUAGUUGAUUGGCUGGUCAGCUGAGGCAGACAGUCUUGUGUGAUAUAACACUAUAGCUGAUUGGUUAAUUGGAUUUAUGUUUUGAUGAAAAAGACAGUAGCAGAAUGGAUGUCAAUUUUCCAUGUGAUACAAACACUACAGCUGAUUGGUCAUUUGGAUUUCCAUGUGAUACAAGGCAAUAGCUGAUUGGUCAGUUGGUGUAAUCUGCUUGUAAUAACUUUUCUGUGGAUUUAUUCUUGCUUUUAGCAUUUUGUUUAUAUAAGAAGUUGUAAAUAGUAAGUGCUUAAAUCUCUUGCAUGCAUAGUUUAAUUUAUUCUUUCUGAGGUCUCAGAAACAUUAUUAUUCACUAUAGCAACUGAUCAGAUGGGUUUUUGUUUUAUAUUUUGUAUGAAUUUCACCCCAGUAUAAAGAAUGUCUGUUAUCUCAAAGUUGGACUCUACGCAAAAUAACAAAGCUGUAAAAUUAGCAUAUAUAAACAGACCUAAGUACAGCCGCUGCUCAAUCCUCAUGACGCCAGAAUGGCCAGAUGCCAUGUUACAUCUGCUGCUAUCAUGGUUGGAUAAAUGGAUUAACACCAGUUUGAUCAUGCAACUCUUCCUCUUCUGAUUGGAUGAUCAUAUGACAGUUAUUCCUCUUUUUGAUUGGAUAAACAUAGUGUAUUUGAUCAUGUGAAAAUUAUUUCUCUUCUGAUUGGAUAUGUGUAAUGAUUCUUGUAAUGUGACUUGUGCUUAAUUCCAGAUUGGAUACACUUUUUAUGAUGUGUUUAAAAAUGUAACAACUGCCUUUCAUUUGGUUGAGAGCAAAUGCAUUGGUCCAGUGGCAACGCUGUUUGACUAUGAAAACAAGGGUCGUGAGUUCAAUUACCCACUUCUCUAACACUGGAAAAAGAGUCCCAUUUAUGGGUGCUUUAAAUCUGGCAUUCAAAGGAAGCAGGGAAGCUUCUUGUAUUGGAGUAUCUUUGGUAUCUUGCACCAUCCUCCAACUAUAACUACCAACAGUCUUCUGGAGGAGUCGCCUGUAAUUAUAAUAUUUCCAAUAGCAACAAUAAAUAAGCUUACAUACAAACAAACCACAUGUUUGGAAAAAACUGUUCAUCAGAUUAGUGAUCAUUUGACAACACUCCUGUUUUGACAAAUGGAUGCCUCAGCUUUUUUUACCUAAAAUAUUCACAAAGAAUCAACACUGACAGCUUUGUGUUGGGGACCUUACUGAGUGUUAGCUCUUUAAGAUGAAGUUGUAUUCAAGUGCUUUAAGCGUUGAAAUUUGAUCUGUGUGAUUAUCAUGAAAAAAGUGUGAGAUAUAGUUGCCAUCAUUUUAUGUCUUUUUUUAACAUUGUUACAUGAAAUGCAUAUCUCUGAUAGUUAAUUUUAUUCAUUGUCAUUUUAAGAUAAACGUAUACAAUUCUUCUACAGUUUGAUUUUACUUGACAUUUUACUGUAUAUUUAACAUUUAGAUUUUAUAUGAAUAUCAAAACUAUGCUUGUACAAGUAUUGUGUCAUAUUUAUUAUUCAAUAUGAUCCGUUAGUAAUGUUAAAAGAAUCAUAAUGAUCAAAAUGUAAAUAAAAAAUUUCACAGCGGCAUCACAUGUGAAUCAGUAUAACAUUAAAAAGUCUGCAUUCAUAUUCUACCUGAUACAAGUUUGCAAUAUAUAUAAAAUAAAUACAAAGCAGCCCACCCCGCUUAGCUCAGUAGGGAGAGCGCAGAUCUAAGGAUCAUGGGGUUCAUGUUGGGAAGUUGGCAGUUACUUUUGGAGAAAUGGUUUGUACUGGUACAGAAUCCAGGAACACUGAUAAGGUUAACUGCCCGUCGUUACAUAACUGAAAUACUGUUGAAAAACUGUUAAACGGCUUUAAACCAAAAACAGACCUAUUGCAGUACUGUACCUAUUUGUAUUUUUACAAACAAAAGCAUCAAAUCUGAAUUUCUUCUAGUUUUUCCCUUUUCAUGUUUGUGUUGGGUACCAGUUUCAUAUCAUGCAUCUGAUCUUGAAUGACACAGCUUCAUUCUGAGAUUGGUCUCCAUGC
Molecule: messenger RNA, 2665 nt
Organism: Mercenaria mercenaria
Lineage: Eukaryota; Metazoa; Mollusca; Bivalvia; Venerida; Veneridae
Product: cAMP-dependent protein kinase inhibitor alpha-like
Exons: 4
Coding region: 328-585 (85 amino acids)
Biological process (GO): negative regulation of cAMP-dependent protein kinase activity
Cellular component (GO): cytoplasm; nucleus
Molecular function (GO): cAMP-dependent protein kinase inhibitor activity
Source: RefSeq, a predicted model, not a curated record